UGUUUACAAACAAGCUCUUUCCGGUCGGCAUUCCAAAUUUGCCCGUGCUGUGAAGCGAAAUGUUAUUUUCCUUUAUUUGUUCAAUUUUUUCGUGACAGUGACUGCCACCAAAGACCUUUUUGCACCAACAUAAUGACAAGUUAUCAAAAUGAUAAUCCGAUUAGUUUAGCCAGUUAGCUGCACAACUCCGUUAUAGGCAGUUAGCCAACAGCUAAGCUAGCUCAGCAGUUGUUCUGCAGCAUGGCUGUUUGAUUCAUUUCAACAGGUGCUAGCUACACAGAGGCAGCGUUUGACUUUACAUGUUUGUCCUGAGUAACGAUCCCGAGGAGAGGUGUGGGCAUAUGAUCUGUAUUUAUGGCUAGGUUAGCUGUAAUGUCGGUUAACUAGCUAGCUGUUAACGUUGGCUGUACAUUAGCUGACUUUUAAAAGUUUGUCACACUUGGGUGGAGUGUCAUGCUCCUUGGCCGCGUCCUGUUGAGCCCGAUCAGAUGGACCUGUUCAAAACUUGUUGGUUUACAGACAUUUUUUGCUGUCGGUGGGGUAUCAGUUCUUAGGCUGAAUCUUAUAUCUACCAGUCACGGUCAUAACGUCAGCGCGCUUAAGCCAUCUGCACACCGGUUACGAUUUAAGGCACAGUCGUGUCUGUUUCAGCUCACAGUGUGGGACAUGCAGGCAGCCAAUAUCUCUUACGGCAAAGAGACCGCUGCCGCUGCCUUGGAUGAUGGUGAUGAUGAUGAUGAGGGUGGUGGCGAAAGUGCAGUCGAACAACAGAAUCUGACAGAAAACGAGUGGCUGAAAAAUAUGACAGUGAUUCCAGGUGAGGUGCCUGCAGUUGGCAUGGAUGUCCAGCAAGAUGAGACUGACACUGGAGCCUCCAUAGUGUCCGCAUCUCCAGGAGCAUUAAGUGAGAAGAACAUAAAAAGGAAGAUGAGAAGAGAGAAGAGGAAAUUGAUGAAGAAAAAACUCAAGUCAGCUGAUUCUUGGGACAGUUUAAUGUCAGAGCUUCCAUUUUCUCUGACCAGCCCCACCACAUGGAAAGAGUUAGGGUUCACCAGCCCAGAGUCAACCCAGAAGAAGAGAAAGAGGAAGAGAGGAGACAGUGGAGGGCGAGUGGACAGUGAAGAGGAUGCGGAGAAGAAGAAAAAAAAGAAAGAGAACCAGCGACCCAACUACUUUGUUUCAAUCCCCAUAACUAACACACAGAUCAGUUCAGCUGUGAUUGAGGUCCAAGAGGCGGUGCUUCAACAGGAGCCGCGGUUGGCCAAAGCCAUGAUCCCUGUCCCCACUCUCCACAUCACGCUUUUAGUCACUCAUCUUGCCAAUCAGGAUCAAGUAGACCUAUUGCAGACAUUAAAGGCGGCAACUGUGUUGGCUCAGGUCGAGCCAUCAUUGACUGAGCUGCUAGGUGGGCGGGAUCUGGUGUUGCCCUUCUCAGGGAUCGGUCAUUUCAGGAAGGAGGUGGUGUUUGUUGGGCUGGCCCCCGGACAGCACAGACACUCACUGGACAGUCUGGCAGAGUUGUUGCGCAGCCGUUUCGAGGAGCAGGGUCUUCUGCAAGGAGACAGCCGUGGGUUUGAACCACACCUCACCAUUAUGAAGCUGUCCAGAGCGUCAAAGCUACGAUCUCAGGGUAUAAAGCGUGUGGACCCAUCUCUCUACUCCAGCUACACUAACAAGUUUUUUGGAGACCAGACAGUUGAGCGGUUGGAUCUUUGUUCCAUGUUGAAAAAGAAGCAACAAGAUGGUUAUUACCACACUGAGACUUCACUACAACUUGAUUUGGUUCAGAAUCCAGUCCAUGUCAAACGCACAAGUGGGCGUCGCCGGUCUGAGCCCGAUGAGGCGGAGCUACUGAGGGUCAGCAGGCGUUUAGUUGAAGAUGCCGUCAAUCGCGCCUUGCAACAGUACAAACAGGAAACACUUCAAAACGGGGGCGGGCCUAAUGCCACAGCCGUGCAGCCCCCGGGAAACACUGACGAAAAUGCUACAAAGAAGGACACUACAGCUAACUCCACUACAGACAACAGGAAGUGACAUCAUCAGACUGAGGUUGAGAGACUGAUAAACCAGCCGCCCAGAAAACAUCAGCCUGGCCUGUCUAACCAGGCGAAGAGUCAGUAAGCCUUGGGCACAAAGCCUGAACCAGCCAACCAGUCAGCCCAGUCUGCUGAUUACUCAGCUGGCCGACCACAACGGCUACUAAGUCACGCUAGCUACCUGCCCAACCAACCCAGACACAGUGCUAGUUAAAUAGAUAAUGUAGCUUGAGCUCAGUGCAAGUUGACCGUCCCAACAGGCCAGCUAUAGCUAAGCCUGUUAGCUAACUAAUUAACUCUGGUGACCAGCGUCUAACAGCAGUCGUCACUCAGCUGUGGGUCUGUGUUUCAAACCCAGAAAGUGGAUGUGAAGCCCUUCUCUACACAUGGUCACAUGUAGGCUUCACUUUCACCCGUCUCACACUAACUGCUCUUUUAGAGUAAGAUAAAUCAUGUUUUCUAGACAGCUUGGUUCACCAUCACCUGUGCUUAAAGUGGGAAUCGGUAUUUUUAAUUUUCCUAUAAAAAAAAAGAAAACAAAAUCCCUCUUUGUCCUCAUUGUUGUUGUUUCAGGUGAGGAAAAUAUUUUACUUUUUUUUUUUUUGUUAGCAUACUUUUCUUCUAGAAAAUCAGUGCUGUUUUGUGGAUAAAAGAUUACUCAUCUGCUCAUAUUUGUGGCUGAAAAGAGCUGGUUUGACUGAUAGAGUCUGAGCUGUGACUGGAUUCUUCAAACUCGACUAUGAAAUACAGUAUGUUGGAUUUGAUCUGUGCAAGUUUUUGUCUGUAUUUUGCAUCAAGUCUGGGUUCAAAGCACUUUCCAUUCAGUUUCAGGAAAUGGAUAUUCUUGACACUUCCAGCAUUUCAUUUUUCUUUUUUUUUUUAAACAUAAGAUACCAAACAGCAUUUUUAUCUUUAUUCUUUAAGUUGUUUAGAGAAAGUGAUCUGACCCCAGCUAUGCUUUAAGUAUUAUAUCUUACUGUUGUGUUAACCAAGUGUGUCCUGCGAGGCCGUACUGAGACAAUCAUCAGUUUAAGCUAAAUUCAGUCAUAAGCUCUGAACUUCUGAAUUCACAUUUUUGAACAAAGCUAAGUGAUACCAGCUUUUCUAAACCCAAUCUGGACUUCUAAUGGGUCCACGCAGACUGGCGUCCCUCUAUCACAUUAAAUUACCUGCACUAAUAGUAUUAACUUUAAAAAGCUGCCAGGUUAAUUAUGCCACAGGUUGCCAAGAAUGCAUUUUUACUCCAUUAAUGCCAAAUCCUUCAUUAAUGAGCUGAGUGCUUGUCUCGAUGGGCUGUUUUCAGACACAGGCAUUUAUUCCAUAACUCUGCCUCUCCUUCUGAUAUAAAUGUCUUUUUUUUGUUUGUUUGUUUCCAUACCACGUUGUCAGUUUUAUUUUCUGUGAAAUGAAUUUGAAGCAGCAGCAGAGUACACUGAUUUAUCUUUUGUUAGUCCUUUAAAUCCCUCCAUGCAUUGUUAGGGUUAAAGUCUAUAAAGCAGACUGGAGCCUGGCUGUUUGGGAUUUGGAGUAUUUAUGCUGAUUUGAGGAGCUUUUAUUCUGUAUUACUGUACGUCUAAGAGCAGUUUCUCAGAUGCUGAUGUCAGGGAGGUUAACUCAGACAAUCGCUGCUGUCAGCUGAAAACCCACCGGCUCUUAAUUUCAGUGUCUUCCAUCCUUUUUUUUUCCGUUAAACUUGACUUGGCCUUUCUUGAUCUCCGUUCGUCUUCACAGCGAGUGAAAUCCAUUCAAAAUCACGGGAAAUUGAAGGAGAUUGUCUGAUCUUUUUUUUCACUUUUUCUCAUCGAGAUGAGGUGUUUGACUGACAGCAAGAUGAUGAUGUUCGUGCAUGUAUGAUAACGGAGUAUUCUCUGUACUUAAAUAUGUUAUUUUAUCCUUUUUAGCUAUUAUUUAUAAUGUUUUGCUGUUGCAACAAAAUGGGUUCCCUGUCAAAGAAAUGAUUUCAAGUGGAAAAAAAAAAUCAAGAAAUUUAGUUUUGAAAUGAAGAUAAAAAAGCUUUCAGUUUGCAUUCAGAGGUGAAAAAAGCACAAAAUUCUGACUUAUUAAUUGUCUUUGGUUUUUCUUCUUAAAGUGCAGGUAAAUAUACACAUGGUGUUAAAUCAAAUCACCUCUGUUCAAAGUGGCCUUAAGUCACUAAAACAAAUUGAUAUGAUUUUUGUUUUUUGUUUUAAUGUAAGGUGACAUUGCAUAGGUAACGUUUUUUUUAGCCAAUGUGGGUGAUGAAGGCUCAUUUUGCUGUGAGAUUUGCCAAAGUCUCUUAAGUGUCAGCCUUCGGCUAAUGAGUUUAAUUUCAAAUUCGUCCACCGUGAAACACAAUUCGCAUUGUUCGUGUUUAUAAGGUAACUUCAGAAGCUCAGGUUGCCGGCUCAGAUUUUUCGCCUUCUGAGGUUUAUUUCCCUCUAGUGCGAACAGGUGUGAGCUGGAAAAUGUGCUCUCAUCCCUGUGAAAUCCACUUUAGUCCUGUCACUGUGGACUUAUUGAAACGUCAAUAACAAUCGUGAAUUGUGUCUUAGGGUGGACUUUGAAGAUCGUUUUUUUGGUUUUGGUCUUUUAUUGUCACCGGAUCCUUAAUCUCCUUAAAAUCCCCUUUAAUACACAAGUCCUCUUGUUGGCCUCUAUGAUCAGGCUGUUCAUCUAUGUGUGUGUGUGUGUGUGCGUGUGUGUGUUCACUCGUGACUGUAGGAUGUUUGAUCAGUGGUUCCCCAGAGAGAAAUUCUUGUCUUCGCCUAUCGUGGCAACUCGAAGCUGUAUGUGUGUGAACUUCUGUACAAAUUUGUCUUUUCUGUUUUUCCGUCCAUUCGUCUGUGUGUAUGUCUGACUGCGUGUGUGUUUCGUUUGUACUGUGUUGUAUAUAUCGUCCUGCCAUAUUUGAACAAUAAAACAGGAUAUGAGAUUGAAAACAAA
This is a messenger RNA of Scatophagus argus, 4958 nucleotides long. Its product is annotated as A-kinase anchor protein 7-like. The transcript has 12 exons. NCBI's taxonomy places the organism in Eukaryota, Metazoa, Chordata, Actinopteri, Scatophagidae. The record is from RefSeq and is a predicted model, not a curated record. Gene Ontology annotation, cellular component: cytosol. The coding region runs from base 454 to 2034 and encodes 526 amino acids. Gene Ontology annotation, molecular function: protein kinase A regulatory subunit binding.